GAUUCACAGAUGAUCUCGCUGGGUGUUCUACUUUAUUCUCACUUGUAUAGAAUAAAAACGAUGUUUUAUCAAAAAUGAAAACUGCAGUUUUGGUAUACCUAGCCUACUUCACAGCAGGUACAGUUGGCGGAUUCAUUGGAAUCACUAAACAAGAGGCAAUGAAAAGUGUCACUGUAAGAUUGGUUCAGAAAGAAUGGCGUCCCCAAGGAUAUGAUCCCGGAACAGACGAGCCAUUACAUAGCUUCCCAGGAACAUACGAAGAGCUGUUGCAAAUAUUUAAAACCUACAACCAAAAGUUUGAUUAUGUGUCCGAACCCUUGACACACGCUACCAAUCUGUUUUACGACCCUAACUACGAUGAAAGCAAACCACUAGUGAUGGUCACUCACCCUAUUGCAAUUGGUGACUCAACCUUCAUUGCUAUGGUCAUUGCAGGGCUAGCGAUAAGAAAUCUUCAGAAGCAUUACAAUGUGUUUGCAAUGCAUGCUCCAAUGCUCAGUGUUCAGAUACAAACUAGCUGUGCAAGAGUGGCACUUGGUCUUGACCCGAUGUUAAAGCCAGUGGCAGAAGCUUUUGCGUCCUUCAUGCUGGAGGGAAUCAAACUUGGGAAACUGACUCCAAGCCAGAUCAACUUCAUCGGCUUCAGCUACUCGGCUACUCUCAACGCUUACAUUGCCCGGGAGAUACGAGACAACACAGGACUGCUUGCCCACACUCUCCUGAGUCUGGAUGCAUUUCAGUACAACCAUGACAACCCUUACUUCAAGCCAGUUUCCAAGGAGGACGCCAUGUUUGUACACAUGUUUCAUACCAGUGGCAAGUUGACUGGGACGCAGGCUCGCAUUGGAACCGUGGACAUUGUGAUCAACAAUGGCUACUUCCAGCCUGGCUGUGGCAAGCAAGUUAACAAAGGAGUCGGCUGCAGUCAUCGUAGGUCUGUUGCUGUGUUUCUGCUCAGUCUAGUAGCCACAGGCAGCGUAGUGGCCAGGAGGUGUGACAGUUGGGAAGACUUCAACCAAUGUAAAUGCUCCGACCCGGCUAACCCUCUGCUCGUCGUUUCUUUCCCAGUGAAUGAAGAGGUAACUGGCACAUUCUACGUAAGAACUAAGGGCAUACUACCUUUUGUGCUAUCAUCCCAAGGAGCAUACUGUGAGGCCGAAGCCAAAGUUCCUCACUUCUACAAAAAAUAGCAGAUCCGGAAACUG
Macrosteles quadrilineatus (aster leafhopper) is the source of this 1205-nucleotide messenger RNA. Its product is annotated as phospholipase A1 member A-like. Bases 75 to 1190 code for a protein of 371 amino acids. The record is from RefSeq and is a predicted model, not a curated record. Gene Ontology annotation, molecular function: lipase activity. NCBI's taxonomy places the organism in Eukaryota, Metazoa, Arthropoda, Insecta, Hemiptera, Cicadellidae. The transcript has 9 exons.